Molecule: messenger RNA, 6149 nt
Organism: Spodoptera exigua (beet armyworm)
Lineage: Eukaryota; Metazoa; Arthropoda; Insecta; Lepidoptera; Noctuidae
Source: the annotation of a GenBank genome assembly
UACGAUAUUAGCCAAUGGUCAUAUUUCAACGAAUCACAAGGUGUAUGAAAUGUACUCACGGGCUGUACUGCCGCCAUCUUGAAUGAUUUUGAAAAGCGAAGCGAUACGAUUGGUCAAUAAUGAGACGUCAUACCAAUCUUUUGACGGAGUUGCGCAAAAUAAAAUAAUUUUGUGACUCUCACUCACUCAUUGCGGCUGCCAUGUUUUUUUUCAUGUGGGGUGUGUGUGUAUUGAUAUAACAUGAUAGUUUAACCCCGUAUAAACUGUUACAGAAUCAAGGGGUGCACGUAGUGCGUCAUUUGUUAAUAGCUAGUGACAAUGCGAUUGCAUAAAAAUUGAAGCAAGCGCUGCAUUAGGAAAAAAAACUGACCCACUAGCAAAGAAUAGGCCAAAGAAAAUUAAGGAUGUAUUAGUAACGGAGGAAUUUAAGGAUCGAUUUAUAUCACACGGCCCACGGCGAUUGUAAAAUGGACUCACGAUUAUUGUACAAGAUGAUGGUGUUUGAUAACGGCAGACACUAUCAAGGACAGGAUGCGUAAGCAUAAGAGAGAGAGUCAGGCGUUUGCCUGCUGGCCUGCCACAUCAAGAGAACUUCAUCAAACUCCACACUCCAUCAUCUGAUACCCCCACACUUGGUACAGAGGAAAUGCAGUGCUCAGUAACACUGGAAAGUGACCAUAACAGUGGGAAUGUAAAAAUGAAGACAAUUAACAAUUAUAAGAAUCCUUACAAAAAGGAACCUAAUCUUGACAACAUUGUUGAUCAGCUGUGCACACGACUCCAGGACAUCAAAGAUCAAGAAAGUUCGUCACGAGUAGGCAUGCCCACGUGUUCCAUAGAAGAAACUGAAGCUGUUCGUCGAUAUUACGCUGCGUUUCCGGCUUUAAAGAAAGGCCGAGAGUCGCCAUUACCUUAUUAUCUCCCACCGCCGGCGUGGUGUCGUAAGUCAGCGCCAGAUUCCAAUACCAAAAUGCAAAGCGAAUUAUCAGUAUCGAAAGAUUGGAAUAAUAAAAACAAGAAACUAACCUCGGGCAAGGAGCGUCGCAACUCAUACCACGGUCAAAAGAAAAACAACAAGAAGCGUUGCAACAGUUACAGUAGAUCCUUUGACAGUAAAGAGAUUCUACCAGAGUGGGUAACACAUGAAGGUGUCUGGGAUAUGGAAACACAGGAUCCGGUGAAAGAGUUUAUCAGAGCCAUAGCAUUGGACGAGGGUUACGGUACGUGUGAGAACACUGUUACAGACGAAAUCAAAGAAAUUUCUCAAGGCAAAAUUAGAAUGAACGAAAACAUGGUGCCUGAAUGGGACGACAGCCUCGACUUUGACGCCGAGUGGGUCAUCACCGAGGACCUGAACCCGCGUGUCCGUACGCCCAUGGAGGAGGAACUUUAUGCCAAGUUUGAGGCUAAGUUCGAUCGCAGCAUUGAAGCUCUGUGGUCUAAGGAUCAGAACACUCCUGAUGAUGAGUACCAGGACCUCCCUAUAGACUUCCAAGACCUUCUGUCAUCGCCCUCUGACCGCCUGUUCGCUGAUCCGUCCGCCGAGAAAUGCAGUCUCAUAUCCCUCACUGAGAGCAUUUGGUCUACCGAAGCUGCAGAUUUCCCGCCUCCCCUCGACCGCGGGGAUUCACCCUCGCGUAUAGCUGACGCUCUGCACGAUCGCUUCCGGCCGCUGAACCUGACCGACGUCGUCGAGCCUGAACCUCGCGAGCUCGAGUCGUUCGCUUUGUACGAAGGCGACGAGAUUUACGAUGCAUUGAGCACAGUUGCUAACACGAUGCGCUCUUUCACUGCGAUCAACCAUAGCCGUGAUCGCAGCGGCUUCGUCGAGGUGCCACCGCGCCGCAACCGAGCGCUCGGCCUCCGCCAGCACGCCGUGGCUCGCGAGCCCGCCCCGCGCCCGCCGUCCCGCCCACGUGAAGACCUGCUCACCUCUGCGCGCACUCAUUUUCGCCCUAUUCGCCGCGAGAACGAUGCGGAGCCACCACGCUACGCCGACGGAGACACCUUUGACAUCUGUGGUGAUCCGGAUACUGUCGAUUUCCGCCGCAGCGAGUCGGGCGGCUUGUAUCUCGGCACCGGGCAAGAACGCUACUUGGAAUACCGCGCUACACGCAGCAUAGAUUAUGGGCGUCUCAAUCUCACAGCGGCUCAGCGCUGUCCCGACCUCGACGAGCCGGGGCUGCGACUGCGUUUCCCGUUGCGACAGAGCGACGCGGGUGUGCAGACCGACACGCCGGUCGAUAGCGCGGCGGCGGCCGCCGCGGCCGCGUGGGCGGCGUGCGAGGAGUGCGGCCGCGCCGCCAAGAAGAUGCGGCCCAGCGCCGCGCGCUCCAUCUGGAGCCAGCGCGCCUGUCUGCGCUGCGCGCCCGCCGCGCCCGCGCCUGCCGCCGCUCCGCCGCCCGACGAGCUGUCGCGUGAGUGGGAAGAGCUGCUGUCCGACAUCAGCGCGGCACACGCGCAGUACGCGGACGGGGGCGCGGGCGGGGGCGGGGGCGUGGGCGCGGGCGCAGGCUGCGAGGCGGCGGAGGAGACGCGCGCGGACCGCAAGCGGCGGCACUCGGCGGCGCUGCGCUGCGCGGCGCAGUGCACGCACCCGCACGCGCGGUUCCUGCCCUGCUGCACGCUGGCGCUCGACCGCCCGCUCACGCGCUAGACCGCGCCGCCACAUCGGUAGUUCCCUUCCCCGAUCUAAUACCGUGCUGCACUCUGUAUAUAAACCCCCCGCCCCUGUUUCCUUCGAGCGUAUUGUUUUAUGUCAACAGUGAGAAUCGCCAGCUUUUCAUAUUCGAAAACGACGUACCGUAAUCGGUAUCGAGAUGAUGUCAUUUGUGGCUCGAUUGCUCUUACAAGUGGCAUUAGAAUGAAAAAGUUAGCAAUAAUAAUAGGAUUAAUUAGCGAAGCCUUGAAACGUUACUUUCUCCGAGUGUGUAGGGUUGUUGAGGUACAAAAGUGAAAGGCUAGAAGUGCUAACAUAUCUUAUGAUUGUAGAUAUUGACGGGAAGGAGGAGUUAUAUUGUAACGUUAAUUUUAGUUCAAUGUUUUCUUUGUAGAGAUUUCAUAUUGAUGUAGGAUUGUUUGAUGGAAUGCUCUCGCUUCAUCGUCGACUUUCGACAUAAAUUGUUAUCUAUACCUAAAAAAUGGAAUUAUGCAUUAAUAAUGGUCUUGAGGUGAUCAGCAGCAUUCUGCUAGUUAUAUAUUUAUUUGAAAAAUGUUUUGUUGGAAAAUAUACAUAUAUUUUAUUUGUUUUCGAAAAUUGCGUACUAACAAAAAACGAGGCGAUCGCAUUCCACAGCAAACAUGAUAGGACGAUUCUAAUAUAAUUCUUACAAUAAUAUCGUCCCGACUUGUUUAAUAAUUUGUUAAUAUAAAGUAUAAGUAGAACAGGUAUUUUAUUUUUGUUAGUAUUUUUCGUUUACGUUUCCAAGCGAUCUAAAUUCAUUCAAAUUUUUUUAUCAUGAAUUAAAUUGUUCUGUUUUCUUUUGCAACAUUUUUGAACGCGAACAUUAUAAUAAGGAGAUGAUUAGACGCAUCUCUGAUGUCCAACGGUGGGUACGCCUUUCGGCCGUUAUUCGCGAAAGAUGUACCCACCGUUGAAUUGUACUUGUUUCCAUGCCGACAUGUCGAGAUGCGGCUUUGUGUCCGAGGUUCGAACGAGAUCGGAGCGGACAGUUAUGUUUUGUCCAUGUUGAAUAAGUUUUACACGCGGCGAUUUUAUUGAUUUGCCGCAUUAUAUAAUGUAGGGUGGCAGACGCGACGCGGGUUUGUGUUCAUUGUUGAUGCAGUGUUGACCCGCCGCGUUCUGCCGGAUAGUGGUAAUUCAAGGUGUUAGCAGUUUUGUAUGAAGCUGGACUACGUUAAUGGGGGGCACCGGAGCCCCCUGGAGUGUCGUCGGAUGCGAUGAACUAAGUGUCGUGCUCUUCUUUGAUAUAUGCCUGGUCGUCGCUGUUCACCGUUUACGGACGCACGUUUUCCUACAGAAAACGGAUGGUUAACUUUUUAUAAGAUGUAUCGGCAGGCCUUGCGAUGUUGAUGGCGGCACCACGAACGGUGAGCGGCGGAGACCAUCAAUUGUAACAUAAUUUACAGCUCCAUGUAUGGAUUGUAACAGUUCAUAUAGGCGUAACUGUUAUUAUAGUUCAUGUAAAACAUAAGAAGUGUAUAUGUUAUAUUUUCGUAUAUUUUCAUUUUACACGGGGUGCUCUGUGACGUGCUAACGUCGCGUCGCGUGCACAGGCAAUAGUCGGCCCCGCGCCUGCUGCGCCGACCUUUACUUGUUCUGUGCACGGCCCCCACGACUUAUAUUUAUUUCAUUUGAAAGCCUUGCCUAGUUACAAUUUCAUAUUAAACUUUAAUAUUCGUGCAUACUUUUUUAUUUUAUGUGUCGUGUUUUAUAUAUUUAUUUUAUGUAGUGUGAUUUACUUCUGUUUGUAAUAACUGAAAACGGAAAAUGUAAAAAAAAAUAUCAUUACAAAAUUACACCAGGAAGGCUAUCCUUGUAUAUAUUUAGUAUAUUGUGAAAUUAAUGUAUAGUCAUUUUCAGUUAUUUUAAAUGAUGUAUCAUUAUAUGUUCGCUAAUUCUUUUGUCAAUUUCUUUAUCUGAAAUAUUUGUUGUUAUGUUCUGGCGAGUAGACACGUACAUCAGUUUACGACUCUACAAUGUUUCAGAUAUUGAAAUGUUCAUGUACUGUCUAAAGCUACGUUAUUAGAGCGGUUGGGUAUUUUUAAACUCAUUCAACUAAUUAAUUCACAUUCAUUUUCUCGUGUCACAUAAUGUAUUUCAUUUUUUUCUGUCAUAAGUUCAUAUUAUAUUGUACUUAUUCCAUUAACGAUAUUCGCUAAAGGAUACCUCGAUAAAAAUAUAUGAAAAAGUAAAAAAAAAAGUAUAGAUUCAAGUUCGCAUAAAAUAUUAUGUUUGAUUAGUUAUUAAUCUAAAUGUAAUGUGCCUAUGCACUUGAUUGUCUAAUUAUCCAGAACAACAGUGGAUGAUUAUUGUUUUCCAACGAGUAUUGAAGGAAUGUUUGAAUGCUUGUUGGAAAACAAAAGGAGCUAGCUACGGUGUUUGGUAACGGGGACUUAUUAUAAUCAUUGACUAGCCAAACCUAAGCCAGCUCCUUCAAUACUAAAUGGGAUGCGAAUAAAUCUAUUGAGACUACAAUCAUAACACCUGUCCGAUAUUCAUUUGUCUGAUAGAUUUAUCUUUGUCCCAUUUUACAACUAAGCCUUAGGAGGAAUCACUUGUUUCAUCAUUGUUUGAAGUUUAUCAUGAUAUAAGUACGCUGAGCCAAAGGCCAGUCGAAGCAAGUGCUCCUAUAGGUGGUUUAGUGGUCCCCGACCAUCACAACACUUUUUAUGAGCCACAUGAUGAUUUGUAAGUGGCAUAAGAACUUUGUCGUUAAAAUAAUAAGUAACUAUUUGGUAUUUCAACUUUUUUACUAUCUGCAAGUAACCAAUAUUUGUUUGACACUAUCUAUUUCUUAUCGAGAGCAAACAUGUUUUUCUGUGUAAAUGUUCUUUGGACACGUAGCAAAUCAGCACACUUGAAGAAAAAUACAAAAAAAAUAUGUAGAAAAAAAUCCAGUUUGUUGUAAUGCUCUCUUCACAGAGACAAGUCGGCUUGUAACCGAUAGCUAAUAAGUGGCCUUGGUUACAUGCAUAUUUGUUUACAUUUCAUAUCAAUUUAUAUCAUUUUAUUUUCUUUUUGAAGUUUCGUAAAAUCAUUAGAGAUUUAAAAAAUAUCUUAUAAGCCGGGGUAGGAGCAGUACACAAGGGAUUACACAUCUUAAGUUUGGAUCACUAACUUAAAAUUGCACUGCAAAUUUUGACCUGUAUGUAAUAACUUUGAUGACAAGCUAAAACAAACUUCACGAUUUUUCUCACGGAUAAUGAAUAAGAAUUUUCGAUAUUUACCAAUGCGAAAAAUGGCAUCUUCAUUGUGAAGUUAAGUAUAGUUUAGUAAAGGAUAAAAAUUAUCUUACCAAUGAGCUUCGGAAUUAGAUUGUACCAAAUCCCGUUUGAAAAUUGUUAAUUCAUUUAGAAGUGAUUAUCCCUGAAAAUAGUUACCAUUUUCAUUAAUACGUUAAGUUGUGCUCGCUACUCUGGUUCUUGCCACCUGUGGGAAGAAAAUGAAAAUAAACGAUCGAUCCACA